Molecule: messenger RNA, 7121 nt
Organism: Diabrotica balteata
Lineage: Eukaryota; Metazoa; Arthropoda; Insecta; Coleoptera; Chrysomelidae
Source: the annotation of a GenBank genome assembly
AUGGAUUUUGCCCAACCACCCCCAAAUAUAGCGAUGCCUCCCCCUAAUUUAGCAGUUCCACCUAUGGUUCCAAUGCAGCAAGGUUACGGUAAUAGACCGGCGUUUAGGCCCUUUGUGAAUAUACACAAGCCUCUACCAGGUCCCUUAAGUAACAUGACAUUGGAAGAUUUUGAUGGAAAAAGAUUACGAAAGUCAGUCAUGAGAAAAACUGUAGAUUAUAAUUCAUCUAUAAUAAAAGAGUUAGAAAAUAGAGUAUGGCAAAGAGAUUAUAGAGAUAGAAGAGCCCUUCAGCCAGAUGCUAUGUAUUAUCCAGACUUAAUGCCCCCUCCUAGUUAUCCUGAUAAUCCUAUUAAUUGUGUUACCACUAGGUUUGUAAAAACUGCUACAAAUAAAAUGAGGUGUCCAAUUUUCUGUAUGGCCUGGACCCCCGAGGGUAGAAGACUGGUAACUGGCGCUAGUUCAGGAGAAUUCACAUUAUGGAAUGGAUUAACAUUUAAUUUCGAAACUAUCUUACAGGCACAUGACAGUCCAGUCAGGACGAUGGUGUGGAGUCACAACGACAGCUGGAUGAUAACAGGUGACCAUUCUGGUUAUGUUAAAUAUUGGCAGUCCAACAUGAAUAAUGUAAAGAUGUUCCAAGCGCACAAAGAAGCACUUCGAGGCAUAAGCUUCAGCCCUUCGGACAACAAAUUCGUUACGUGUUCAGACGAUGGUACUUUGCGAAUAUGGGACUUUUUCCGGUAUCAAGAGGAGAGCGUACUUCGAGGACAUGGUGCUGACGUGAAAUGCGUUCAUUGGCAUCCUCAGAAAAGUCUUGUUAUAUCUGGAAGCAAAGACAAUCAGCAGCCAUUAAAAUUAUGGGAUCCAAAAAGCGGACAAGCGUUGGCCACUUUGCAUGCCCAUAAAUCAACUGUAAUGGAUCUGAAAUGGAACGAGAACGGCAACUGGUUAAUAACCGCAUCCAGAGAUCAUCUACUUAAAUUGUUCGACUUACGAAAUUUGAGCCAAGAAGUGCAAACGUUCAGAGGACAUAAGAAAGAAGCAUCGAGUGUUGCUUGGCAUCCGAUCCACGAGGGUCUAUUUUGUAGUGGUGGUUCUGAUGGUGCUAUUAUGUUUUGGCAUGUGGGAGCUGAUAAAGAAGUGGGAGCUAUAGAACAGGCACAUGACAGUAUCGUCUGGACCUUAGCGUGGCAUCCUUUAGGUCAUAUUUUAUGUUCGGGCUCCAACGAUCAUACCAGUAAAUUUUGGACAAGAAAUCGACCGGGUGAUCAAAUGAGAGAUAAGUAUAACUUGAAUACACUACCAGCUGGAAUUGCAGGCUUAGAAGACAUUGAUAUGGGAGAAGAACCAAUUUCAAUAAUUCCUGGAAUGGGUCCGGAAGAUAAAGUUGAAAUAACAUCAAUUCUAACGGACGAAAAUCAAGCCAUUCCUGGUUUGGAUUUGGACGGAGUAGUCAACGAAGAGAAAGCUAAACCCAAAAAAGUGCCUUUCAGUAAGCCCAUACCUCGUAAUUUCCAAGCUCAAUGGAAUGAAACAAGUGAUGAUACUACUGGAGCUCUUAAUGAAGUAAUCACACAACUUGUGGUUGAAAAUACUCCAGGAGCGGUUCCAUUGAACAAUAUUGCACCAAAUGCUCUUUAUAUUUAUGAUAAAGUAAUACCAGUAGAACCUGGUUCAAAAUUACAACAAGCGAUAGCCAGUGGUCUAGAUGCUCUCAAUAAACUUAUAGCGUCAGGAGAAGUAGAGGAGUUAUAUGAUGUAAUGCCUAUUAACGACGAUGAUGACGGGGAAGAUCUAAACAAAGCCGACAGCGACAUGCGCGAUAGAAAAGACGUAGAUUUCAGAAACGAUAAAAGUUUCAAAGGAACUCGAGCUUCUGAUUCCAACGAUUUCGACACGAGACGGUCACUCGGCGAUGAAGAUUUAAGGUUUAGAGACCGCGACGAAGACUUUAGGUUUCGAAAGGAGGAUGACGAUUUUCGAAAAGGGUCCAUGCAUGAGGAGAAAUAUAGACGCGAUGGUGAUUACAGACGUGACGACAAUUACAGACGGAAUGACUACAGGCGCGAGGACGACCAUAGACGUAAAGACGAUUAUAGGCGCGAUGAUGAUUACUUUGAAGAUAGUCCAGGAAAAUCAGGGAACUGGUCAAGAAACGGUAAAUUUGGAAACAGUUUCAGAGGUAAUAGAUCCGACAAACCUCCUUAUAAUUCUAGCUUUAGUGGAAAAGAUUUUCGAAAGUUUGGGCCCACAGAUAACCCAGAUUGGGACGAUACAGACCCUUUCGAUGACAGAAGCCAGGAAAAAUGGGAUAAUCGUAGCGAUGAUGACUGGAACGAAGAUUGGGAUCUCGAUGACGAUGAUUUGGAUAUCGAAGACUUAAUUGACGAUGAAGAUACUUGGUUGGAUAGUCCGAGAUUUAGCAGAGGCAGAGGUCGUAGGGAUGACAGAGGAAGAGGUAGAGGAGGAAGAGCACGAGGUGGGCGAGGUAGAGGUGGUUUCAGCAGGGGAAGAGGUGAUCGCGGAGGACGAAGAGGCAGCAGAGGAGGCGGAAGAAGAAGUGGAAACCGGGGAAGAUAUUCUUAGUAAAUUAGAUUAUAGUGUUCGUACAACUGAAUGUAUAUAUCUUACUUUUCGCCUUGAGUUUUUUUGUUUUUAAAUGAAAUUCGAACAUUUUUUAAAAACUUGAUAUAAUUACGUCAAGUUUGAGGGUUAUUUAAUGAUUUUUAUUUAGUUUACUUUUAAAAACCUUGCUCUGAAGUACUUAAACAUUUAUGAGAUUCAUAUGAAAAGGAUAAAACUUAGUUUCAUAGGUAGCAAUUGAUAAUCUUCAUAGUGGCACUGAAUUUUAUUAAACAAGUAGAGUAUUUCGAUAUAUAAAAAAUGCACUGUGGAAAUAAUUUACAGCUCGAUUAUUGGACCUUUAAGUUUCAUAGAUAUUUUUCAAUAACACAUCCCUACAGUUCUCCCCCGACUAAGAUCAUCAUUUACUGCAUGUAUUUCCAUUUAUUUCCAAUUUGGUCUCUACUGUGAUUUUUAGGAGAUGUAGGUUUUUGCGUCCUGUGUUUUGUAAUAGUAGAUAUGUAUUGGAGCUUUUAGGCCGUGAUUUGAAUCUUGUUUAUUUUUCCAAUUCAUCUGCAACUGCGGCAUAUACUAUCGUAAAGGCGAAGUGGAAGCGGUAGACACAGCUCCUGUCGUUCCCGUUACUCAUUAUUGAGCUUCAAGCAGUUUAAUUAAACCCAGCCUGAAGGACUUAUUCGCCCCUUGAAAUGACGUUCGUGUCUAACAAUUCAUUGGAGCGAGGUGUAUUAAUUCGAGUUUAAACAGGAAUCACUCCACCGCGCUCCAAUGCUCCAAACUUUCCUUUUCCCCUGUAGCACUCUGAUGCGCGGUAGAUGCACAACUAUCAGUCAAAUACUCCUCAUGUGGGAGUCCGGGGUAAUAGAACUCCAACAUGGUUCCCUAACCGAAUUAAAUGCAAGAUAUCGUUAGGAGCUUUGUUCCCGAUAUCCUCUUGUAACUUAUCCGCGAAUCUGAAAUUGCUAACUCGGGCUUCAAGUCUCCGCUCUGGACCACGUCGAGUUCGGAGACUUGGUGCUCGAGGGUUUGCGCCUUACAUACCCGAGUUUUUCGGUUUUUGUUAAUUUUUUUUGUUGGCUUGCGACGGUUUUUGUUUUAUUUUUAUAUAUUUUUUGUGGGUGAAGCUGUUUCGAUGUUUUUUGUAUAUAUUUUUUUGUAGUAUGUCAUAAAAAAAAGUCUUAUUAAUGCGCCUACACAGUGGUUGUGAUUGUCUACAUUGAUAGAGCUGCGUGCUAUCCUUCUCUGGUUUUUCCUUUUCUCUGGGCUAUAUAUUUAUUUUAAUCAACUAUUUGUUGCUUUGGACGCUUGUGCUUCCAUCGAUGGAAUGCAUCAUAUCUCAUUUUUGUAGUAUGGGACUUUGCACGGGACGGGUGGUUCUCCAGCUCUGCAAAUUUUAUUUUUGCCCUUUCUGUCAUCAUAUCGGCCACCUUGACUUGUUGCAGUUCUCUAAAUAGAAAAUGUUCAGCGAAGUAUCUCGUAUGUGAGUAUCGGUAAUAUGAUUCUAUUUAUUAAGCUCAUCUUUGUUUUCGUUAUUAGUUUGCUUCUUUUACCUGCGAAUCCUCUUAUUGGCGCCUUUGUCAUCUUAGCUUUUUGUAUUGUGGCAUCUACGUAUUGUUUGAAGAUUAGUCCUUUGCCCAUUAUUACUCCCAGGUAUUUAGCUUCGCUUUUUCAUUCCAUAGGAUUAUUUUGCACUGUCAAUUGUUCGUCUGGCUGUUGAUAUAUCUUUUUUGAAGGGCAUUAUAUUGCUGUUUAAUGUUUUCUAACGCUGUUUGCAGGUUGUUUGACCGCUAUCGCCGUGUCGUCAACAUAAAGGCUGACUAGAGUUCCAGGUGAUCUUAGAAUUUCGGCGGUGUAUAUUGUAUAUAGUAGUGGUGACAGGACUGCUCCCUGUGGUACUCCAGCCUCCGGGUUUCCGAGUUAAGACAAGACUUGUCGUAUUCUAACUCUGAAGCUCCUAUUGCCCAAGUAUGAAGAAAUCAGCCUCGUCAUUGUCCCGCUGUAUCCAUAGACUCUCAUUUUGUAAAUUAGUCCUUCAUGCCAGACUCUAUCGAAGACUUUGUUUACUUCCAGAAAGUUUACUAUGUAGUCCGUUAGUCUAAGUAUUUCUAUCUAGCUGAAAUGUUCCGAUCGGAAUCCAAACUGUUCUUCUGGAAUUAUCCCUAACCUGUCUGUUUCUGCUUGGAGGAUGACUCUUUCCACAAUCUUACUGAUUGCUGGAAGUAAGCUUAUCGGCCUGUAGUUUUGCGGGAAUUUGCUGUCUUUUCUUGGUUUUGGAAUCAUGUUCCAUGAUCCUUCCAUCGAUUUGGGAAGAGUCCAUAUCUUAGAAUCGCAUUUACUAUGUUAGUUAGAAAUACUCGCUUACUUACUUGCCGGUAAGUAUUUCAGGUAUUUCACCUAUUUGUUAUUUGAUCUAGUCUUGGCGAAUUGUUUUUAAUUAUUUUUAUCUCCUCCGGUGAUGUUUGAGGGAUGAUCUCGUUUGAUUCCUCAGACCUUUUUUGUUGUUCUUCCACUCUUAUAUAAAGUCUAUAUCUUUAUCUGGGUGAUAAUUUAUUGUGCACUCUCUCUAGAGGGUCAUCCUCAUCAUCUCGGUUUUUUCUUCAAUGGAGUAGAUAAUUCCAUUCUCUCCGUGUAUUGGGGAUUAGUUUUGUCAUUUCUUAAUAUUUUUGUAGCUUCCAAAUAUUUUGCAUAUUUGGACCUUCUUCCUCCAUAUCUUGGACAUGGUUGUCCCAGUGGUUACGGUGUUCUUGUAGUGCCGUUUUGACUUCUCUAUGUAGUUGGCUUGCUCUGUUUUUGUCCACCUGGUUUCUUGUCCUUCUGGCUCUUUGUUUGGCUCUGUUCUUUUCCCUUAUCUCGUCCUUUAUGGUCUGGUUUAUGUCCCUAAACCUUCCCAUAUGUAUUUCUGUUUCCUCUUUUGUAGUGCUGUUUCUGAGUGCUCCCUGUAUGAUGUUCUCCAACGCUAGGACUCUUUCCUCUAUUUCUUGUGGGUUGUUUAUGACCGGGACAUUGUGUAUUCCAGUGCUCACAAGUCUUUUGUAGUUGGUCCACUUUGUUUUCUUUCUUGUCCCUAUUUCAGUGGUACUUUCCUCCGAUGUUCCUAACUCCAGUAGAAUGGGGUUGUGGUCUGCUGUUCCUCAUUUAGUGUUUAAUUUCUUUUUGUAGUCCUAGGUUGCUAGCAACUAUUAUAUCGAUACGGGUGGGAAGUCCAUUUCCUGGGAAGUGUGUUGGUUCGAUGGGUCCCAUUGCCAUGAUGUUGUCGUUGUUAUCAAUGUAAUUGUUUAGUAGUCUUCCGUUUCUCUUCGUUAGCUCUAUCAUUCCAAAUUGUUGAGGAUCUUGCAUUUAAGUCUUUAUUCGAAUGGUUCGGCUAUACUUAGGAACGCGUUGAGGUCGUCAUCCUGAUUUCUCCUUGCCUCAUUUGCACUGUGAUUGUUGUUGUUUUCAUAGUAGUUAGUUGCGAGGUUAGGAUUCUAGUAUGGAUUAUACCUUUUCUUACUAGGAUAGCUGUGCCUCCUGAUCUUCAUGUGUUGUUCCUGUAGAUAUUUAUCAGUUCGUCCAAAAUAUUUUGGUUGGUUCUUAUGCCGCCUGGUUAAUGAGCUUUCUCGAGUAUCUGCACUAUUUUUAGCCGUUGGUUAGGUACUUUCGGAAUUUGUCGGUUGGUGCAAUCUAUAUUAGAAUUUGUUGCGCGUUUGCAGAGCGGUUCUGUAUUUCGCAGUGUUGAGAAUCAUAUCCUGUUUAGGUGAAGACUAAGUCUUUAAGAUUAAAAUUAAUCUGAUGUUUUUAAAUUUCUAUUUACUCUCUGAACACCCGUAGAUAGUAGUGUCAUGUUGUACAAAGUGCAUGUGGUUCUUGUAAUAAAAUUUGGUGCGAUUUGGUGUUCUACAGAAUAUACCGUAACACAAAACAACACUACAGGUGUUUAUUACAAUACUAUCUACGAAUGUUCAUCGAAAUUUAAAAACACAUCCGAAAAUAUUUAUUGUCAUUUGACUGCCUUCUUUAUAGCAUAGUUCUUGUUUCAGGAAAAACAAACUAGUUUUCCUGAAAUAACUUUAUUUUUGUCAGUUUUUGUUGUAUGCCGUAUUUCUUAGUACAUAUAAGGAUCUUUAGUACGCCUGAGAAUGCCUAGUUUGAGUUUUGGUAACUUCUUAUAUUUGUUAGGAGUGAUCUACGUGUCUUGCAUAUUUGUAUACCAUAAUUUAUAGAAAGGGAGAUACCAUAAUUCUAGCGUGAAUUUGAUUUUAUUGUGGAUUCAGUAUAAGUGUUUCUGAAAUUUUAUAAUUUUACAUACGUGGAGACAUAUUCUACAUAAUCCGUCAGGUAGAGUUCGCCCACUAACGGAGAUAUAAUUGCUUUAUAACUCAUUAAAUGUUUGAGUCAGUUACAUCAGAAACUAAAAUUCGCCUAUAUUGUGAUAAAGUUUAUUAACAUUUCCACUUAUAAGUUCAAUUAUUUUUUCUUUUUAGUCAUUAUCAACUGAAAUAUUACUUAUAAACUAAAUUUUUUUAGUACUGAUUGUAUUUUGUUUUCAUAAAUAUAAUUUAAAU